This is a messenger RNA of Radiomyces spectabilis, 174 nucleotides long. RefSeq lists its product as uncharacterized. Gene Ontology annotation, cellular component: membrane. NCBI's taxonomy places the organism in Eukaryota, Fungi, Mucoromycota, Mucoromycetes, Mucorales, Radiomycetaceae. The coding region runs from base 1 to 174 and encodes 57 amino acids. The transcript is spliced from 4 exons. The record is from RefSeq and is a predicted model, not a curated record.
AUGGCCUUGACAUUUUCUGACAUUUUCAAGCUUAUCUUUGCUGUCAUUCUUCCACCUCUGGGCGUCUUUUUCGAACGAGGCUGUACGACUGAUAUUUGCAUUAACAUUGCCCUCACGAUAUUGGGUUGGAUUCCUGGUGUGAUUCAUGCAAUCUAUAUCAUUCUGAAGUACUAG